Molecule: messenger RNA, 4493 nt
Organism: Gigantopelta aegis
Lineage: Eukaryota; Metazoa; Mollusca; Gastropoda; Neomphalida; Peltospiridae
Product: progesterone-induced-blocking factor 1-like
Exons: 16
Coding region: 106-2430 (774 amino acids)
Biological process (GO): cilium assembly
Cellular component (GO): centriolar satellite
Source: RefSeq, a predicted model, not a curated record
UCCCGGAUGUAAACAUGUUUGGCUCUGUUUUUAAACAAACUUGUUAACAGUUUUUUGACAUAAAUCGACUGUUUUGAUGCAACCACGAAAAUUUUAAUCAAGACCAUGGCGGGACGAGAUAUUUCCAAAACAUUUGAAGAAUUCGAAUCUGACGAAUUAAGUUUGGAAACGUCAGUUCCCACCGAUUUGACGCUGUCCCCGGACCACAGUGAUGGGGAAGGACGGGGAACUCGAAAGAAGCGAAUAACAAAACAACUAAUUGAGCGAAAACAGCUUGUGCAUGAUAUUCAGCUGUUAAAAAUUGAACUGUCACAAAAAAAUCUGCAAAUUGAAAAUUUAAAAGCUGAAUAUUUACAGAGAACCGAGGAGCUGGAAGAAAAAUUAAAUGACGCACUUCAUCAAAAACAAAUUUUGACAGCUCGUCUCGAAUCACAGUUACAGCUCCAGGAAAGUGAGGCAAAGAAACGUCAAGAUUUGAUACGUCAGGAAUUAGAGGAAGUCCGCAGACGACAACAGCAGUUGGACAGUGUCAAUGAAAGGUUGCAAGAAAAAGCUGGAAAUGUACGGAGAAGUCUGAAGGAUUUGAGCCUAUCUGAAGAGAAGUACUAUGAACUGAGGACACUGUCAGAAGAAGACUUGUCUCUUAGGGAUUAUGUUGCGCUGAGGUUAUUUGAGGUAGUGAAACCACUACAGACAGAAAUUGACCAACUACGGAUGAGAAACAGGACACUCGAAGACGAAACAAAAAUAAACAGGAAUGAGAUAUUAGAUCUACAAAAGCAUCUCGAUGAGGAGCGACAGGACCAUGGAGAGCUCCGGGUGCGAUAUCAAAAGAUGGCGGAGCAUUUUUCAGAGAUUAAGGACCGAGUACAACAUGACAAUUUCAGAGUUGAGAACUAUGACCGAAUAAAAGGAGAGCGAGACCACCUGGAGAGUGACCACCUGGAUGUCCACCGCCAGCUGUCCGUGCUGGAGGCCUCUCACAGUGUCCUGCAGAAGGAGAGGGACGAUCUCAGCAGAGAGCUGACUGCAGCUAAACAGUCAAUAGCACUUUUGAAGCAAGACAAAGAUUAUUUGGCAAAGCAAGUUGCGGAUUAUUCGAACCGAGCAUCGUUUUCUGAGGAGAAAGUUCAACAACUGAAUCGACAGGUGGAUGAUGCUAAGGCAGCAAGAGAGGAAAUGUAUGAGAAAUAUAUAUAUGCACGGGACCAGUAUAAAAAUGAAUACGAAGACAAGCUGCGAGAAGAACUUGAACAGAUCCGAAUUCGAACCAACACGGAAAUUGAUCGGCUUAGGUCAUCUACAAAGGAAAUGUAUGAGAGAGAAAACAGAAAUUUACGAGAAGCACGUAACAUGGCAGUAUCGGAGAAGGAGAAGAUUCAGUGCUCCGAGCGGGAGUUGAAAACUCAGUACGAACAGCUGCUUACUGAGUUUCGAAAGCUGCAAACAAAUGGUGAUAACCGAGUUUCUGAGCUAAUGAAUGAUUUAAAAAUUAAAUCGUUUGAAGUGGAACGGACACAGAUGGUGCAUGAAGAGACAGUGAGAAACCAGCAAGAAGCACAGAUGGACAUUGAAAAACUACAGAAAAAAACGGAGGUGUUAAUGAAAGAAUACCACACUCUGGAGUUGUCGAUGGAGAAAAGAGUUGCCGAACUUGAAAACACUUUGUCUGAGCAGAAAGUCAAGCUGGAAACAUAUGAGAGACUGGAACAAGAGCUUGAUGAUGUCGUUAUGCAGGCCGCUGAAGUGGAGGAUGAGCAAGAUGCAGAAAGAGUAUUAUUUUCUUAUGGUUACGGAGCGAAUGUUCCAAGCACUGCAAAGAGAAGGUUACAACAGAGUGUCCAUCUUGCAAGGCGAGUACUUAGUCUUGAGAAAGCCAACACGUCAAUGAGACAUGAAAUAGAGAGAGAGAAACAGAAAACACAGCAACUGGCAGAAGAGCUACGGAACAGCAAUUCGUUACUGGACCAGGCUGAGCAACCGUACAACUAUCUGAUAGAGAGCAUCCGACUGAGAGACAGCCAGAUGCAGAAACAGAAGGAGCUCAUUGCUACAAUGGAGGCAGAUCUGAGGAAACUUGAGAAGGAGAGAGGAGAUCUGAUCAGGACCAAGAACCAGAUGUCGUUGGAUUUAGAAAGACUGCUCAAUCAAAAAGAAGAGAUGGCCGUGCUGAAGCAGGUUGUUUUGAGUCUGUCCACUCGCCAGCACAGUGACGGCAAAGUGCACUCCAAGGAGCCAACGAAACCAAAGAGUGCCUCCACCAAACUUCGUCCAACCUUCGAGCCUUUUGGUGAGCCCAAUGUUGAACAGCCAGGAUCCAUUUCGUUGACAAAGCAUCCUGCAUCUUCAAAGUGGGCAAAGAGCCUUCAGCAGAAGAAUUCGACUGGAAACACAAAGUAUUCUAAAGUAUAUGGAACGGCUAGCAGCUGAACCGGUUCUUCAUCCAAUGCCAAGUGCGACCAAUGUGGAAAAUAUAGGACUGUGAAACACAGUGGAAGUCUAAGCUCUGGUGCUGGAUUUAAUUUAGGAACAAAACUCCUCAUACACUCAGAAUGAUCAAAAUAUUUUAGUUUUGUACUUAUUGUUGUUUUUGUUUUUUUAAUUAGCAUUUCAGAUGUCACAUAUUUAUCUAUAAAUUAAUUCAGUACUUUGUAGAGAAAAUUAAUGCUUGGAAUAUAACCUUUCUAAAAAUCUGUAACAUGGUUUAUAAAAUUAAUAUAAAUGUACAGCUUUGAUAAUUGAUUUAUAAUCUGAGAAAUGUAAUGUACAAACAUUGUGCAUGGUUUUACAUGAUUUUAUUUAUACGCAUUCAUACCUUUGUACUUUUAUUUUAGCCUGGAUGAAAGAUACGUUUACUCAAUGUAAAGUCUAAGAUGAGAGGAGAGUGAUAGACUGUGAUAUUAUCCUGUGAUAUUAUCCUGUGAUAACAUGUAUCAUAUUUUCCCACUGUCAAAAUAGAAGUGGGAUAUUGUAAUACUACAGUAUGUGUAGGGUGUAUACCACCAAAUAAAAUCUUGUGGACGACAGUUGUAACAUGUGGCUAAAACUCUGACAUACAGCAUAUUCAUCGACAUAUACACCAUGGAAAUAAAUGCUACCACCUCACACCCUUAAAGUAAAUCAGAAAAUAUUGGGGGUUAAGCUGCUCAUUUCAGAGAUAAUGGGUAGCAUCUAUGGCUACCCUAGGUCUGCACAAAAAUGGUCAUCUAUUUUAGUAGGACCCGCACAUGUUUCAAGCACAGUUUGACACUAGUUCAAACUAAAUUACAGGAAUUUACUGGCCAGAUGAACCAACAUUUUAUCACAACAAACACUGUCACAUUUAUCACCAAUCACAGGACUUGUGGUAUUUACUGCUCUAUCAAAAGUUAGGUGCACCUCGAACUUUGACCCAGCCAGAUGUUAUUUGGUUUAGUACUACCUAUAUGGGGUUGAAGAAGUUGGGUUCCAAUAUUAUUAUUUUUUUAUAUUUUUUCACUUCUAACUCCUAACUUGACUGAUCUUGUGGGCCAAUUGGCCUCUAAACCUCUACAUGUUAUUUCAACCCCUGAUGUUCGAGACUUGUGUUUGGGUUUUUCUGUAUAUGUCGAUACAAAACAAAUUCAGCUCAAUCAUCUGGCUUGAUACUUGUAACAAAAUGUCUGUACUCAAGGCUUAAAAGAAAUCUAUUAUAUUUGACCACUUAAAUUAUAUUUGACUGCUUUUGACAAGAUGCUUGCUUUCAACAAAAGCAUUGAAUACUGGUGUUAGCUGUUAUUUGCGGUAAUGUGAAUUGAAAUGUUUGUCAGCAUUCCUUCAUAUUUGUACACCACAAUAUAAUAAAAGUCAGUGUUUUGGUGUAUCAAUCGCAAAGUUGCAUACCACUGUAGAACAUACUUGUGUGCUUUUUGCCAUUUCUAUCAUGUUACAAAAAUUGUUUUUAUAUUUAAAUGUUUUUAAAAUAUGUACAAAUGGUUAUGAUUGAGAAUGAAUGUGAUAAUGAAAUUGGUAUAUUUUAAAAUUAAACACAUAUUUAUUUAUAUUUUAGUCAUUUUUUAUUUUUAAAAUUGUUCAGUUUGGUAGAAAACCUUAAAGUACAACUACAAUAUCAUAGGGCUUGACGAUGAUGCAUUUCUCGUCACAUCCCAUGUUGAAAGGAAAAUUACAAUAUUACACACACACACCGUUGUUAUCAUCCACCGAUGUCUAUGGUUACAGUGUUUCUACCAGAAAGAAAUUUUUGGGUCUGGCGCUAUAGAGUUGAAUGCAACCACAGUCAAUAGGGUGUGUGGGCAGCCUCCCCCAGAAAGAAAAUGGGUUAUGUUUAGGGUUAGAGUUAAAAAAAUCAUACAUUAAUGAUGAGAGUAAUUAAUUUUGUUACACAGUUAAUUCUUAGAAAACAAAUAUGAGUAUGGUACAGAAACCCUGAAGGGUUAUAUAUUGUAUUUUAUUGUCUACAUUAUUAUAUAACAUGAUGUAUUGUCCGUCCAUACUGUAAUAAACUUUAAUGUCUA